This is a messenger RNA of Acomys russatus (golden spiny mouse), 1671 nucleotides long. Its product is annotated as MAP/microtubule affinity-regulating kinase 3-like. Gene Ontology annotation, cellular component: cytoplasm. The record is from RefSeq and is a predicted model, not a curated record. Gene Ontology annotation, biological process: intracellular signal transduction; microtubule cytoskeleton organization; protein phosphorylation. NCBI's taxonomy places the organism in Eukaryota, Metazoa, Chordata, Mammalia, Rodentia, Muridae. The transcript has 3 exons. Bases 1 to 1671 code for a protein of 556 amino acids. Gene Ontology annotation, molecular function: protein serine/threonine kinase activity; tau-protein kinase activity; ATP binding.
AUGACUAAGGACUUUCACAUCCAUGUUCUUCAUGGAAAUGGCAUUUUUCGCCGUAUCAAAGAGGGCCUGACCACGAAGCAGGGAAUGGGGGCCUGCAACUGUACUGGAAAGACCUUUACAACGGAUCAUGAGCUGAUGAGGACCCUGGGCCAAGGGCACUUUUCCCAGGUCAAACUUGCCUUCCAUAAGUACACCAUGACAUAUGUGGUAGUAAAAAUUUUUAGAAAUAGCAAGAAGAGAGCCUCCCUCCUCAACAAUGAAAUCAACAUUAUGCAAUCCCUUUGUAACCCAUAUAUAAUAAAGCUCCUUGACGUGGUCCAGACCAGGGAGACCACCUACCUUGUGAUGGAGCAUGCCCCACAGGGAGACCUGAUGCAGCUCAUCCUCCAACUGGGCUAUUUAGAGGAGAGUGAGGCAUGGAGACUCUUUUCGCAGAUCCUGCAGGCGGUGCGGCACUGCCACAACCAUUCCAUUUGCCAUAGAGACAUAACAGCCAAGCACGUUCUCCUCGACGGCAAGGGGAAUGCCAGGCUGAGUGAUUUUGGCCUGGCCUGCCACACCACUCCCGGGCAGAAGCUAGUGGGAUGCUGUGGCACUCCGUUCUACUGUGCCCCGGAACUCUCUAGAGGGGAGGCAUAUGAUGCAUUUCCCACAGACCUGUGGAGUUUAGGGGUUCUCUUCUUCUUCAUGGUGGCUGGGCACUAUCCCUUCCAGGCCAGCUCUUUUGAGCUCUUGAGGGUGCAGAUCAGCACUGCCUUGUUCCUCGUUCCUGAGCAUGUUUCAACCAACAUUUUCAAUGUCAUUCUCGAACUGCUCAUAAGCAAUCCCGCAGAGAGGUCCACCAUCGACCAAAUCAUGGCGUGCCCCAUGCUCAGGGGCAGAGAGGCACACGGUCAUCCUGGCACCACAAGCCCAAGUGUGCCUGCACCCCGAUGCUGCCAGCCAAAGUUGACACUCUGUUGCCAUGAAUCCUGCCUGGACGUGCACAUGACAAAUUCCCUCAAGGGCACCAGCCUCAAAUUGGAUGAGAAGUUUUCAAAGUCCAAGAUGGACUUUGGUGGCAACCUGAAUCCAAGUGUCCAGCUGGAUACCUGGAAGAAAAUCUGUGACUUGAUACAAGAUGAUGACAGUUCAAGCCUCAAAUCCUCCUCCUCUGGGGACAUACUGGCAGAACACUGGGACUUCAUAGAAGAAGGUGAGCUGGAACCAGCCAUUGCCCAGGAAGAGGCCACCAAGCAGGAAGAGGAUUAUACCCUGGAAAUUAUCACCACUCAGAAAAAGACUAUGAGAAAGGACGAGAUCAUGCCUCAUGAAGUCAUUCCCCAUGUAGAGACCAUAUGCCAGGACACAGCUACCACACAAGAAGGGAUCAUGCCCGUUGAAGAGGCCAUAGACCAGGAAAUGUCUAACAAAGAAGAAGAGAUCAUUCCCCAUGAAGAGGCCAUAGACCAGGAAAUGACUUUCACAGAAGAAGGGAUCAUGCCCCAUGAAGAGGUCAUCCCUCAUGAAGAGGUCAUAUACCAGGAAAUGAGUCCCUUGGAAGAAGAGAUCAUGCCCCAUGAAGAGGCCAUAAACCAGGAAAUGUCUUCCAAAGAAGAAGAGAUCAUUCGCCAUGAAAUAAGCCAUAGACCAGGAAACAGCUACCACAGUAGAAGGGAUCAUGCCCCAUGA